CUCUUGACCCCUGACAAGAACUAAACAAGGUGCGGGGCCCCAAGACAACUUCUGCCGACCCAACAACCUUUGGACCCUCCAAAAAGACGCCACGAUUUCACGAUUCCACGACAAACUCCCGGAGAUUAAAUUCACUUGGUAUUAGUAGGUGGUGUUAGACGCGCCCAGUCUUUCAUCUUGUCAUACCUCCGCAACUUCUAUGGCCUCCUCUUGUCUGCCGUGUCCCCAUGUCGGAUCAUCGAAUGGCGCCGAAAUCAGAUACUGAUACAAGAGAAGAGGAGCGCCUUGCCGCCUGCUUCAACUGUAAGAAAUCCAAGCUCAAAUGUGUCCGGCCUAGCGGGUCCUCAACCUGUACGAGAUGCACUCAGCGCUCAAUUCAAUGUUCCGCGCCGCUCUUUCACGUAGGUCGACAUAAGGGGGUUAAGAACAAGCAUUCGGGGCUAGAAAAGGCCGUCUUUCAGAUUGAGCAGGCCUUAAGAAGGUCUAGCUCUGGCGCUUUGGAUCAGAUACAGACAGCUGAUCAAGCUACCGAAUUACGAUUUCUGCUCGAGAGGAGCCGAGAGAUUUUAGGUAGUGACAAUGCAUUCUCCCGGCGUAUAUCGUCCCAGAAUGGUAUGGAGCACGAUCAAGCGUCUGUGUCUCCCCAGCAGACAUCGACUUCAUUAGGAACAUCACCAUCCCAAACUUGUUCGCGUGACGACUCGGCAGUGCACACUAAGGUUGAGGAAGACCAGCUAAGUCUGGACGACGCCGAGAACCCGUUGCAACUGCUCGCCCGGACGUCUGAGCUCCUAUCAUCCAUAACACCACAGAUGCAAGGGACCGGAGCAGGACGACUACUCUCUAAAUCAACAACUAAUCGUGGUGUGGCUGGGGAGGGCGAUGAUCUACAGAAAUUCUUCGGUCGUUUCCAAGCGCGACUGGAUGUUGGCGAGGACCUUGACCCCAUUGAAUUGGGACUCAUUACCCUCGCAGAGGCAGAAACAUUAUUCUCUUACUUCUACGAAAAACUCGCGCAUACGCGCUGGGGCAUUGACCCCGUCAUACACACCGUAGACUUUGUUCGAGGUCGUUCAGCUUUUCUGUUGACCUCGAUAGCUGCCGCAUCAGCACUUUUCUCUCCGUCCAUGGAGUCAUUAUAUAAAAGGCUUUCAAAUCAUCGGCAAAAGCUCGCCAGUCUUAUCAUGGCGAAACGCUACAAGUCCGUGGAGAUUAUUCUAGCGUUUAUGGUCAAUAUACCAUGGAUCUCGGCCGGUGAGCAUUGGGCCGACGAUGAAACCUCGACAUACCUUUCUAUGGCCCUAACGAUCGCCUUGGACUUGUCCCUGAACAAGGUUAUACUACCUCCAUCCACAGAGCCGCGGAGCCCGAGGGACACUAUUGCUACAUCUGAUUGCAUAUCCGGCCGAAAAGCGCUUGGCAUAGACGGUUUUAGCGAUAUUGAUCCAGACUCUCCGAGGGGCCGCAGGCUUCUGAGAAGAAGGGAGAGGACUUGGCUAUCUCUAUUUGUUCUCGAAAGAGGUGUCUGUCUCGCGAGAGGAAGGAAUUAUGUCCUACCAAUGUCGCCACUUAUAGAGAAUUGCGAUCAAUGGCAUCUAAGCGACCUGGCUGAUAGAUGGGAUGGCUCAAUCGUCUCGGUGGCGGUUCUGAGGAGAGACUUGGCAAAUCUGAUCUCAAAAGUAAGAUCAAUAUGUGACAGUUAUGUCAACGGUAACAGCGAAUUAUCUGUUGUUGAUAGAGUAAAAAAUGAAAUCACCCUGUUCUUCGAUCGGUGGUAUCAAACUUGGCCUUUGCAAUUAGGGGAUCGCGAGCGUCAGUCUUUCAACUCCGACAAGCUAUUACGUGCGGGUUGGCUAGCUAACUUCAAUACAGAACUUUCGUUGCCUCCGUACGUUGAGAUUCUCGCAUCUCAUACACGGUUAUCCCUAUAUAGUUCUGUGAUUAACCAUGGCACUGCGCCUGUGGGGGCACGCCAUUUCUUCCGUGCCGCUGGUCUCUCGUCUGCGCUGAAUGUCUUGCGAGUGGCUGUUCAAGGUGAAGGGCAGCUUAGAUCGAUGCCCAACAAUACCGCCAUCAUGAUAUCCUUCGCCGCGUGCUUUGCCCUCAGAGUCAGCACGGUUGCUGAUGGUCGAAGCUCGAGUCUGGCACCUAGCAUCAGGGCUCUAAUAGCAGAGACUACGGAUGUGCUAGAGAGAAUAGGAUCAACCCCGAUCCAACGGAAAGGUCUUUCUUGUCUAUUUGCCGGACAGUUGAGACAGAUACUGAAGUACGCAUCGCGGGCUUCAGAAGCAGCACAGGCUUUACCGGAGCUGAACGGAGACGUGACGAAGCACGCCUCCAUUUAUACUGAUUUAAAUGCCGCUCACAUGGCAAAUCAUCAAGGGGCGAUACAAAUGCCGGUGGUAUCGUCAAGUUUACCACCGGACUAUUUAUUAUUCUCUACCAUGUCUAACGAAAACCAGCUAGACGAGGCCAUCCACAGCACCGACAUUGGGCUUAAUGCGUUUUGGGAGGAUUUCCAGUUCCAAAGCGCUGACUUGGACUGGAUGGACUGGUCAACUUUCAGCACUUAGAUGUACAAAUUCCAUGUCCCAUGUCUAUCGUUUGGGCAGCAUGGCGUUUCGGCGUUCACGGAUUAAAGGGAGCAUCAAUGUGGUGGUGUUGGGCACGGAAUAGGAGGGCAUUUGGGUAAUAUCGGUUCAACGCAUUGUCUAUUAUGAUAGCCUUAGUCUUCCCAACGUUUCUAAGAUAAGAGACGAACUGAUCACACCCUACCAAGACCCUUCUCGCAUAAGGUACUACGAAGGGUUGCAAGGAUACGUUGAUUAAAAAUAACGAUGAUUAUCUUACAUACGACUCUGUUUACUAAGGAAAUUAGGUUAGGAGAUUUCCAACCAUUAUAAGCAUGAUGAGUUUCUAGAACAGUGUUCGAAGGUCCGCUACGAUGCAGCCUAGAAGCAUGGUAUUUUUAAUACUCCGG
This is a messenger RNA of Daldinia loculata, 2980 nucleotides long. RefSeq lists its product as uncharacterized. Bases 228 to 2573 code for a protein of 781 amino acids. The transcript is spliced from 6 exons. The record is from RefSeq and is a predicted model, not a curated record. Gene Ontology annotation, biological process: regulation of DNA-templated transcription. Gene Ontology annotation, molecular function: DNA-binding transcription factor activity, RNA polymerase II-specific; zinc ion binding; transcription cis-regulatory region binding. Lineage: Eukaryota; Fungi; Ascomycota; Sordariomycetes; Xylariales; Hypoxylaceae. Gene Ontology annotation, cellular component: nucleus.